Molecule: messenger RNA, 554 nt
Organism: Drosophila elegans
Lineage: Eukaryota; Metazoa; Arthropoda; Insecta; Diptera; Drosophilidae
Gene: Srx
Product: putative sulfiredoxin
Exons: 3
Coding region: 35-502 (155 amino acids)
Biological process (GO): cellular response to oxidative stress
Cellular component (GO): cytoplasm
Molecular function (GO): sulfiredoxin activity
Source: RefSeq, a predicted model, not a curated record
UUUCAACGCCGCAAAAAUCGCUCAAUUGGCCGCCAUGGAGUUCAUUAGCCAGUUGGUACGAUUGGCGAGCAGACGCGCCACCGGAUUCAAUCCAAUCCUGCAGAGAAAUCAGAGCAGAAACAUCCGAAAACAAUUUUUAACCGCUCGGCAGGCACACAGCACCAUGGACACCACAAUUCACUCUGCGGGCAUUGCCGAGAUCCAUAAUGUUCCGAUGAGCGUGAUCCAGAGACCCAUACCCUCCGUUCUGGACGAGAAGAAGGUGGAGUCCCUGAUGGAAACCAUUAAGGGCGAGAGCAGCGAGGACGAGGUGCCCCCCAUCGAUCUGCUGUGGAUAUCGGGCAGCGAGGGAGGCGACUACUACUUCAGCUUCGGCGGAUGCCACCGGUUCGAGGCCUACAAGCGACUACAGCGGGACACGAUCAAGGCGAAGCUGGUGAGGUCCAAUUUGAAGGACCUGUACCACUACAUGGGCUCCAGUGCGCCAAAGUACCUGGCCUGAUAUUACAUUGGUGUUGUAUUUUGUGUAACAAAUGCAUUUUUUGUUGAUUUUA